UGAGAAGUUAAAUCACGGAAAAGAUAUGUGUUGCAGCUUAAUCCAGCCCAAGACUGAAGAGGAGGAUCUCUGAGAGAAAAGGAGUGCAGCUGCUGAAAUAGAUUCUUGCCUUUUGUUCCCUGUCCUAACGAUAUGGAGUCAGCCAUUCAGACAGUUGUAACCACAUUUCUCAGUUCUGCCAGGGGGAGGGAGAACCUAGAUGGGAAAUCCUUCCAGAAACUGGUAAAGAAACAGCUCGGCGGCAUCAUGGAGGAUACAAACAGUUCCUCUGCCAUCAAGGAGAUGCAGCGGGGACUGGAUGAGAACAGCGAUGGAAAGGUCAGCUUCCAGGAAUACCUCACUCUGAUUGGCUACGUGGCCAACUCCCUCAGUCAGAGCAAGUGUGGAUCCAACGCAGACACAUCGUAGAUGCUUGUGUACCUGCAGUGUUUGAUCCAUCAGCAAAUUAACAGCCUUUUUUUUUCUUUUUGCACCUUUUAAGUAUCUUUUCUCAUUUCAAAAUUUUCCAGAGAUCAUGUAUACAUUUUUUUACACAACAGUCCGUAAUAAUUUUCAUUCACUUAAUCCAAUAGUUGUGUAAUGCUCUGAACUACACUUUAAUGUCUGUCCAGA
Molecule: messenger RNA, 612 nt
Organism: Seriola dumerili (greater amberjack)
Lineage: Eukaryota; Metazoa; Chordata; Actinopteri; Carangiformes; Carangidae
Product: protein S100-A13-like
Exons: 3
Coding region: 133-408 (91 amino acids)
Cellular component (GO): perinuclear region of cytoplasm
Molecular function (GO): calcium ion binding
Source: RefSeq, a predicted model, not a curated record